CCUACGUAUAUGAGCAUGCUCAGUCGCUAUACCCGGCCGCUUUUGCUUUGGCGCGUAAACAUCCUCGCUGCUGCCCGAGUUGGCUAUGAAAGCCGACAAACCUUUACAGUAUAGUGGUAGCCAAGCCUACUUCCAGGCAUGCUGAAUUUGUUGCAAGGCUUUAAGGGACGCGCCCGCAAAGAAAAGUUUUGACGUACGACGGCAAUUGCUGAAGACUUUGGCCUUCUCGCGCGACUCGUUCUUUCUCUUUCCCUUCCACUUUGAGCUGGUCAACAUGGCGUCCCCUGACGUCAAGCUCUUCGGGAAAUGGUCCUUUGAGGACAUCGAGGUCACGGACAUUUCCCUGGAGGACUACAUCGCCGUGAAGACCAAGUAUGCGGUCUACGUGCCGCACACUGCUGGUCGCUACCAGAAGCGCCGCUUCCGCAAGGCGCUGUGCCCCAUUGUUGAGCGCCUGUGCAACUCCCUGAUGAUGCACGGCCGCAACAACGGCAAGAAGCUGAUGGCGGUGCGCAUCGUGAAGCACGCGUUCGACAUCAUCCACCUGCUGACGGACCAGAACCCCAUCCAGGUGGUGGUGGAUGCCAUCAUCAACAGCGGCCCUCGUGAGGAUGCCACCCGUAUCGGCUCCGCCGGUGUGGUGCGCCGCCAGGCCGUCGAUAUCUCGCCCCUGCGCCGCGUCAACCAGGCCAUCUACCUGCUGACCACUGGCGCCCGCGAGGCCGCCUUCCGCAACAUCAAGACCAUUGCGGAGUGCCUGGCUGACGAGCUGGUGAACGCUGCCAAGGGCUCGUCCAACAGCUACGCCAUCAAGAAGAAGGACGAGAUCGAGCGCGUGGCCAAGGCCAACCGCUAAAGGAGCAGCAGCAGGUGCUGCCGCGGAGGUCGCAGGAGCAGCAGCAGGGAGGGAGCAUCCGCAGCCGUGGUGUGGGCUGCUGCGGGCAGUGUGGCCGGGGGUACACUGUGUAACGAUGUACACACGCUUGUGACUCAUCCGGCCCUGACCGCGGUGGCUUGUGUUCUCUGCAAUGACUCUCGCCAGUGACUCUCGUAGCGUCAAGACGUUGGAAACGAGCGGGCGCCCAAGCACCAGCUGGCCAUGCAUAAGAGACGUUAGGCCAGCCAUGUGCGAGAAGCGGUAGGAAUGGCAGCAUUUUACAGGGGUGCCCCAUGCUGCAAGUCGCCUUUGAGUUCGUCAGCAUGCAGCUUCAACCGCUGGACGUAACUCUGAUGCAGUUGGAUGACAAGGUCUGACGCGGGCUGCCGCAGCAUUGCACUCUUGUGGGUGCCGUUGGCACCUGCCGCACUGGCUUAACCAAGCGCGACCA
Messenger RNA from Chlamydomonas reinhardtii, 1328 nucleotides. RefSeq lists its product as uncharacterized. The record is from RefSeq and is a predicted model, not a curated record. Bases 275 to 856 code for a protein of 193 amino acids. Gene Ontology annotation, molecular function: structural constituent of ribosome; rRNA binding; mRNA binding. Lineage: Eukaryota; Viridiplantae; Chlorophyta; Chlorophyceae; Chlamydomonadales; Chlamydomonadaceae. Gene Ontology annotation, cellular component: cytosolic small ribosomal subunit; ribosome. Gene Ontology annotation, biological process: ribosomal small subunit assembly; translation. The transcript has 7 exons.